This is a messenger RNA of Aureobasidium melanogenum CBS 110374, 369 nucleotides long. RefSeq lists its product as uncharacterized. The record is from RefSeq and is a predicted model, not a curated record. Lineage: Eukaryota; Fungi; Ascomycota; Dothideomycetes; Dothideales; Saccotheciaceae. The coding region runs from base 1 to 369 and encodes 122 amino acids. The transcript is spliced from 9 exons.
AUGCUAAUAACAUCGCUACUAUUAAAAAAGCAUAACUACGUUUACUUCGUUAUUAUCGAUACUACUAUCGCUAACCUUAACUCUUAUAACACCUCUACUAAUAAGGAACUCCUUACUAAGUAUAACUCUAGUAGUAAGAUCGGUACCUACUAUAAUAAGGCUAAAGCUAUUACUCGCGUUAACGAUAACUUCUAUAACUACCUCUUACCUCCUUCUUUCGUUAAGGAUAAGGAUAAGGAGGGUUUUAUUAAGACUCCUUAUAUGUUAUUUACAUAUGCUCUACCUAUGCUAUCUACUAAUAAGAAAAUAGCUAAACGUCCUAGAUCUGCUUAUAAGACUACUUAUGCCUCUACCCGCCUUCGUAGCUAA